UAACGUAUAUGCCACAACUUUGCUGAGUAAGGCAGCAAGAAUAAAACUCAUGCAGAGGUACCAGAAGGCUAGAAUCCUGUCAAAGGUACAUAGUAAGAAUCCCCUCAUUAAUGUUAGUCCCAUAUUUCGAGAUUGAGAUUGGAUGAUUAGGUAAUAUUAUAGGAUUCUAUGUCAGCCUGUGAAAAUUAUAUUGCAACUACUGGUUUCCAAAAAACGAUGACAAAUUUAUGGUAAAAAGUUGAAAAGGAAAGAACUAGGAAUGAUGGUAUUUGGUAGGAGCACUCCUUGGCUUUUUCUCUACCACAUAAGUAGAUAAUAUAAGAGAUAUUGAAGCAUGUAUAGUGUUUUCUUUGAACCUGUGGGUAGAAGAGAAUAUAAAUGUGGGGUUUCUUACUAUGUAUUUGACAGUAGCUGAAGGAGAAGAGCCAGAUGCAGGGCUUUGGCAAUCUGCCAAGAGACUUGUUCCUCGAAGUCUGUCUCCGCCUGCCAGUAGAAUCUUUGACGCGAUUCAGGUGCGUUUGCAAAUCAUGGUAUGCUCUCUUUAAGAAUCCUAAAUUCAUUUCCAUGCACCUUAGCUAUAACAGCAGCAACAAUGAAUUUGUUCUUAUCAAGCGCUGCCUCCUAACAUGCUUAGGAAAGAAAGUAAAUAUGUUCUCAUUGGUCAGCAGCAAGGACUUUUCUUUUGCAAAUGUAGCUGUUGAUUUACCCUUGUAUAAGAAAGAGCCAUAUCUACAGCUUUUGGGUCACUGUGAUGGCAUUAUUUGUCUAUCAAAUUAUAGAGAUGACAUAGUUCUAUGUAACCCUGCUACCAAAGAAUCCACGGUUCUCCCGAAAUCCUGUCUCCCCUGUUUUUCAUCGAACCCAAAUUUGAUUCCCCGAACGAAUGCCCUGGGAUUUGGUUAUGACCUGAAAAAUCAACAAUACAAGGUGGUUAGGAUUGUGUCAUAUUUGGAGGAGUUUGGUGACCACAGCUUACCCCAACUUUCCAUGGUGGAGGUAUACACCAUGGGAACUGAUUCCUGGAGAGAAGUCAAGAAUGUCAAGGUCUCUGCCAAUGUCCAAUACUGUCCAAUUCCAUGUUUUGACACCUACUUCAAUGGAGCAUUUCAUUGGCAUGCUAUGGACUACAACAAUAAUGAAGUCAUCCUUUCAUUCGACAUGGGAGAAGAGGAGUUCCAAAACAUAUCAAUGCCAGAUUUUCUUUCCGUUUAUGAUCAUUCCAUCUGCAGGAGUCUCCUGGUGUGGAAUGGUUGCCUUGCUUUGAUAGUCUAUCCAGGAAAAGGAAUUGAAAAAUCAUUUCAGAUAUGUGUGAUGGAAAAUUAUGGGAUGAAGGAAUCUUGGACUAAAAAAUUAACUAUUGGACCUCUUGCAGGAGUUGAACGGCCAUUGAUAUUUUGGCAAAAUGAUGAAGAGAUUGUGAUGGAAGGAACUGAUGGACAGGCAGUGUCCUACAACUUCAUCACAAAAGACAUCAAGAAUCUUCGAAUUUAUGGGGUUCCAAAAUCGUUUCAAAGUCUUACUUAUGCAAAUAGCCUUGUCUCAAUCAGGAGAGGGAAUCAAUGCUUGAUGAAAUAAGUUAUUAUCGGUCAUGAAUAAUUAAGAGGUGGUUCUGUUUGAUUGACACUUUCAUUA
Messenger RNA from Theobroma cacao (cacao), 1632 nucleotides. The record is from RefSeq and is a predicted model, not a curated record. NCBI's taxonomy places the organism in Eukaryota, Viridiplantae, Streptophyta, Magnoliopsida, Malvales, Malvaceae.